Branchiostoma belcheri (Belcher's lancelet) is the source of this 668-nucleotide messenger RNA. RefSeq lists its product as uncharacterized. NCBI's taxonomy places the organism in Eukaryota, Metazoa, Chordata, Leptocardii, Amphioxiformes, Branchiostomatidae. The transcript is spliced from 3 exons. The record is from RefSeq and is a predicted model, not a curated record. The coding region runs from base 74 to 520 and encodes 148 amino acids.
UGCCCCUGUUGUCACAGGUAUAACAACAGCAGUGGAACACCUUCGGCACACCUGUACCAUUUGACGCUGCACGAUGCUGGGCCUGGUGUGUGUGUUUGGACUGCUCUCCCUCGCGGCAGGGGCGGACUACCCCGCUGGAGUCAGGUACUCCGUCUACCACGUGGUGGACAUCAUUAACGCCAACAGCAGGCUGCCCAAUCUCUAUGUGUUGGAGGAGGUCAUCCGCUCGGCUGAAUCCCCUCAGGAUGAGGUUACCUACCAGAAGUUUGACAUCAGGCUAGGCCUGUCGGACUGCCGUAACGACCCGCUGAUGCCUGCGGAGGAGGCCGAUGAAAAAUGUGUUGUGAGCGAUCACGGCAGGAACCUGAUGUGCUCCUCUGAGAUUGUCCAACACAACGCCGUGAUCAUGGAAGUGGUAGAAGGCUCUGGGAAUGUCGUCGAGGACGAUAACAACGUCAGGCGGGAAGUCAACUUCAUCCGCUGCCGCGCGGACCUGAGCACCGUCCCGAUCACAGGCUGACGCCGCAAGCACGCUUAUGUCCAGGCGAGGCAGUAUAUAGGUAUCGUGUAGAGAAACCAAAAAGUUUGCCUUACAAGGUCUGCUUGGAGAUUUCGAAUAUUUGCAACGCCAGGACGCGUCCUGAUUAAAAUAAAAGUAAUGAAGAUUG